UAGCAAUUUCAACUUUACGACAAUUCAUCCGACUGUCCUAAAUUGGCAACAAAGACAACAAUGGCAAACAAACAGGCUCAUGAGAUCAUUGUCGUCUAUUUCAAGGAUGGCAUCGAUUAUAAGGAGCAGCUUGAGACUAUGAAGCAGAUCGGAAUCAACUCUUCAAAGACUGAAGGAUUUUUUUCCCGGGAGAUCUUUCAUUGCGAGCCCGAUAAUCGUUGGGUUGACUAUUUCAUUUGGCGCGAUAUGGCAGCAGCAGAUGAGUCAAUCGAAAACUCCAAAAAGAUACCCGGCGCUGCCGAACUGUUCGCCAAGAUCGAUCAAGAAAAGAGCGUCUGGUCGCGUUAUUACAAGGUGUCCGACAAAUAAGGUGCUUAUAUCUUUGUUGUCUGUGCAUCAAUAG
Messenger RNA from Trichoderma harzianum CBS 226.95, 403 nucleotides. RefSeq lists its product as hypothetical. The record is from RefSeq and is a predicted model, not a curated record. The transcript has a single exon. Bases 61 to 369 code for a protein of 102 amino acids. NCBI's taxonomy places the organism in Eukaryota, Fungi, Ascomycota, Sordariomycetes, Hypocreales, Hypocreaceae.